This is a messenger RNA of Eriocheir sinensis (Chinese mitten crab), 738 nucleotides long. Its product is annotated as thyroid transcription factor 1-associated protein 26 homolog. The record is from RefSeq and is a predicted model, not a curated record. Gene Ontology annotation, cellular component: nucleus. The transcript is spliced from 4 exons. Lineage: Eukaryota; Metazoa; Arthropoda; Malacostraca; Decapoda; Varunidae. Bases 148 to 684 code for a protein of 178 amino acids.
UGACAGAUCUCAAGUCACCUGUGACAUCAAGAUCAUUGUCAACAAGUUCCAUGUGGUCCCGUGGCUUCAUCCGCACCGUAAAACACUGCUGAAGAAAUUAGAUUCUUGUGAAAAGCUUGAGUUAUUUAUAAAAAGUAGUACUUGACAAUGGAAUCAGAAGGUGCAAAGUCCAAACACAAAUUCAAUAGACGUUGCUAUUUGAAACGAGAGCUUCGGUCAAAAUUUGGAAGUCAGCAAGAAGGUCAUGGCCGAGCAUUCCUACAGAAGAGGGCCGUGGUGAGGCAGCACCUGCGACUAAAGAACAAGACACUGGCAAAGGAGAUGAAACAGCUUCAUGACCUUCAUAAUGUUUGUGAAGAAGGUGCUGCUGAAACAAAGGUGGAAAACAGACUCACUGAUGCCAGCACAGAUGACUCCCCACUCUCCUCUAGCCCACGGAAAAAUAGACCCAACAACCUGCGGAGAGCCAGAGCAGCAUACAAGAAGAAGAUUGAGGAGAAGCAGCAGAAACAAGAGGAGGUGACAAGCAGAAGGGAAGAGGCAGAGGCAGCCAAGAAGAAAUACAAAGAAAAAAGGCUUCACAGGUUUAAGAAACUUAGUCAAAAAACUAGAAAGGGCCAGCCUGUCAUGCGAGGAAAGAUAGAGCUUAUGCUAGAGGCAUUACAGCAGUCAGCUAAUUCAUGAAUUUUUUUUUUAUUCUUUACUAUGUUCUUAAUAAACAGAAGUCAGUCCUCUUUA